Molecule: messenger RNA, 3408 nt
Organism: Drosophila rhopaloa
Lineage: Eukaryota; Metazoa; Arthropoda; Insecta; Diptera; Drosophilidae
Gene: RASSF8
Product: putative mediator of RNA polymerase II transcription subunit 26
Exons: 5
Coding region: 576-2414 (612 amino acids)
Biological process (GO): signal transduction
Source: RefSeq, a predicted model, not a curated record
CAUCGAGUACAAGUGCAAGCCAACAACAAUGUUUAUUUUUUGCUUUUAUUCGUUGGAAAAUUCGUAAAAUUCGAAAUAAGGGCUGUGCUUAUUAACGAGAUAAGAUAUAUAUAUGUAUUAACAAGAAUAAAGUGAAGUGAAUAAUAACGAAGCUCCAGCGCCGAAAGCACGAAAGUAAACAGAAAAUCGGAAAUCAAAAAAGUGAAUCAGAAUUUUUCCAGCGUACACACACAGGGGCAGGUCUAGCACACACACAGACACGACACUCGUACGGAACCAGUUGUGUUGUUGUAAAUAAGUGCAAGUGAAGAAGAAGCAGAAGCUGCGAUCGGAAAAUUAAGUAAAAUCGUGGAAAAAACGGGGCGGAAAAAGCGAGGAAAGUAGAAGAGGCGGAGUGCACUUAACACGCUUCGCUGGCUGCGCGACAGCAGAACGCCAGUCAAGCGCCAAAAACCAUUAGCGUAGAACCCCAUUUCCAGCUGGAGCGGCACAAGAAAGCAAUUUUCUGGUAGCAGAAACACCAAGAAACGGAAAUAAUUGGACGAUUUUUAGAAAGACAAAGAUAAUUAGCCGGAAUGGAGCUGAAAGUUUGGGUCGAGGGCAUUCAGCGGAUUGUUUGCGGCGUUACAGUGAGCACCACUUGUCAGGAUGUGGUCUUUGCUUUGGCCCAUGCCACCGGAAAAGUGGGAAGAUUUACAUUAAUCGAAAGGUGGCGCAAUAAUGAACGCCAUUUGGCCCCCAACGAGAAUCCCAUGAAGCUGCUGCUCAAAUGGGGGGAAUAUGCAAAUGAUGUGCAGUUUAUAUUACAACGAUCCGAGAACAAAACCCAGCAGCAGCAGCAGCAACAACAACAACAGAACAACAAUAACAACAACUUUGCUGUGAUGACAACGAAAAAGCCGCUGGGCCCAAAUAAUAAUAAUAAUAACAAUAAGCCAGCGCCCACAUUACAAAAGCAAAAGUCGAACGUCGAACUCAGCUACCGCACUAAGGAAUUGAAAAAGAGUUUUGGGGGCUACGAUGCCAAGCAGUUUGACAACAUUGGAAUAGUCAAAGGGAUCCCCCAGCAGCAGCAGCAACAACAGCAGUUGCACUCCCAAUCACCGACUUCAGGAGCUCCGAUGAGUCCCCCAGUUGUUCUCCAGGAGCAGCUGCCACCGCAGGAUAACAACAAUGUAACGCCGCUAGUCCCAAAACAUGAGAAAUCGCUAUCGAAUCCUCUGGACAUGAGCAGCACGGGUGGCACUCCACCUGUGGCCGGUGGAGCAAAUGGCUACAACGACUUCUACAACAAUAAUAGCAGCAGUAAUCAGCAUAUCUACAGCCAGCUGAGCAAAUCCAGCAAUGAACUCCGACGCUCCAGCCCCAACGAGAUGUACUACAACAACAAUAAUAAUAUCAGUAACAAUAAUAACUCCCCGGAGCUCUAUAAACAAACACCGACGAUUUCCGCGAAUGGUGCCUUAGUGCCACCACCAUAUCGUGACCCGCCGCCACCUAGGAACAGUCCUAUGUGCCAGGGCCAGCGUUUGGUCAGCAGCAAUGCGGACACUAUGUCAAAUGCCUCCUCCUCGACGAAUCCGUUCCUCAGUGACUACGAACAGCACAGCAACCACAAUAACAACAGCAUUAAUAAUAAUAGCCAGGCUAUGGAGGAGGGCGAGACAAUGUUCCAUGCCACGCAAUACACCGAUCUGCUGCAGAUCAUCAAGUUUCAGCGGGAGAAACUCACAGCCCAGCAAAUGGAAUUGCAAAAGUUCGACACGGAAAUAGUUUAUUUAGAAAGUAAGGAACGCGAUCACGCCCACGAAUUGGAGGCCAUAUCGCGUGAGAUCUCCAAAGCAGAUCAAAUAUUUCGGCAAGGCAGCGAACAGCUACAGACUUUGCAGUAUGUGGAGGAGGAGAACGAACUGGUCAAGCAGCAGGAGAAGACAUUGAAGUCUGAGAUUGCUCUGCUGCGCUCCAAGUUGGCUAACUGCGAGACAGAGCUGCUGCAAUGCAAGAAUAAAAUGCGUUUGCUCAUGGACGACAUUGAGCUGGAGCAACAGCAGCAGCAGCAGACCAAUAGGCAAACUGUGGAGCGUGACUUCUUAAUGGAAAUGGAGCGGAUACAGAGCGAAAUUGACCAGGCCCUGCACAAUACUGACACUUCAAACAAGACAGCAGAUAGUUUGAAAAAGGAGUUGUUGAUGAUUGAGCAUGCCAUCGCCGAGAAAAAGCGACAGGUGGAACAGUUGGUCAACGAGAUGAAGGAGGUGAAUUUGCAGAGUCUGACGGUGACCACCACGGAGGAGAUCAAGCAUUUGUUGGAGGGACCCAACAAGCAGGGAAGCAGUCGGCGGAUUAUUGGGUCGCCCAGGCAACUGGAAACUGCUGUUCCGACCAGUAAAAAUCCUCACGGCGUCUGGGUUUAAGUCACACCGGCAUCGAAACUAUUUUUCUAAACAUAUUCCUCCUCCAACAAAUGAUGUUUUUGGGAACAAAAUUGAAAAACAUAUCUUGAAUGCAUAAUGGAGUUGACACAAAACGGAUUCCAAUAUGAAUAUCACAAUUUUACACAAUAUUCUCUACAAAUUUACAAUGAUCAACACGUUUGAUCACGGUUUUAGUAUGCUAACAUUCCAACCACUCUCUAUGGAUCUCUAUAAGCAAUGAUAUAUGUUACAAUUUGGGAAACGCAGCCCACUAAUGUCUCCACAUUCUGCACUGUACUUUGCAUUUUAAUGUAGGAAAGGAGUCCAAAUCCACAUACCCCUAAUUUUAAUUUUGUGUGCUAUACUUCUGUUUAAUUUUUGUUGCUAGUCUACGUGUUAACAAAAGCCCUUUCCAAUCUCUACAAUUCGCCAUUAGUUGUUAAUUUAACAAUGAACUUUAAUUGUUGCAAUAAUUCGAAUGUAACGAAACUUAAAACGCCUUUUUACCAUUUAAGUAGUGCACUUAGUGAUUUGUCUCCCACAGAAUGAUUCUUUAUAGAAUUCACAGUUCGAAUUACACAAAACUUAUUGUACUUAGCAAUUAGCGCAGCUUUAACAAGAAAUUACAAAUUAGCAAUGCUUUGUUAAAAAGUUUCACUUAUAAAGUGCUUAGCCUUAGCCACCGGAUAUCGAAUCAUAAGAUCGAAGCAUUAAUAAUUGCAAGUGUCACGCAUUCGUAUUUGAUGCUUAUUUUGUAGGGUUAAAUGCAUACAACUAAAAAACAACUCAUAAGUCGCUUCUGUGUAUUAUGUUUUUAAUUAGCAAUAUUUAAUAUUAUAUAUUUACACAAAUUGAUAGUGAACCACAAAAACACCAACCGAAAUGCAAUUUAUUAAAUAAUAUACAGUACUAUUAACUUUAAACUAAAACGGUUUUAGAACAAAUUUUAAUUUCAUUAUUUCUAAUUAGCUAAUAAAUACAUUUUUAUGAUUUU